Musa acuminata subsp. malaccensis (wild Malaysian banana) is the source of this 1501-nucleotide messenger RNA. RefSeq lists its product as uncharacterized. Lineage: Eukaryota; Viridiplantae; Streptophyta; Magnoliopsida; Zingiberales; Musaceae. Gene Ontology annotation, molecular function: kinase activity. The record is from RefSeq and is a predicted model, not a curated record.
GCUGUGCCCCUUAGCGGUGGACUCCGCAACCGAGUUCCUUCCGCUUCAUAGUUUGGACUCCCAACGCCUAAUGAAGCCAUCUCCCAUCCAUUUCCCCAACUACCCUCAUUCCCUCCCCCCCAUCCCUUCUCUUCUCACUGCAGCGAGGCUUCUCCCGAGGGUUCAGAUGUCGUCUUCGGCUUUGCAACGCGCGGCAGCCUCGCCAACUAUCCCUCCGCUUCCUGAGAACCUAAUCGUGUUGGGCUGCGGCGCGGUGUCCGUGGACUAUCUGGCGACGGUGGCCGCGUUCCCCAACCCCGAUGACAAGAUCCGUAGCAUCAGCCUCAAGGUAGAAGGAGGUGGAAAUGCUGGAAAUGCUUUGACUGGUGCAUGUCGCUUGGGUUUAAAACCUAGGGUGAUUUCAAAGGUGGCUAAUGAUGCUCAAGGGAGAAGUUUGCUUGCAGAGCUAGAAGGAGAUGGAGUAGAUACUUCUUAUAUUGUGGUUGCAGAGGAAGGAAAUUCACCAUUCACGUAUAUAAUAGUCGACAACCAAACGAAGACCCGUACAUGUAUACAUACCCCUGGGAAUCCUGCAAUGGUUCCAGAAGAGCUUGCCCAGUCGAAGCUUUCAUCUGCUUUAGAUGGUGCGAGUCUUGCAUACUUUGAUGGACGAUUAUGGGAAACUGCUUUGGUUGUUGCUCAAGAGGCAAGUCGAAGGAGAAUUCCUAUUUUAAUUGAUGCAGAACGACCUAGGGAAGGAUUGGAUGAUCUACUUAACUUGGCAACUUAUGUUGUAUGCUCUGAAAAAUUUCCCCAGGUGUGGACAAAUGCGCCAUCUGUUUCCAGUGCACUGGUCUCAAUUCUUGUGAGGUUACCCAAUGUGAAAUUUGUUAUUGUGACUCUUGGAGAGAAAGGUUGCAUAUUGCUUGAGAAAAGCACAACUGAAGCUUCUGAAAUGGAGGAAACUGAAGUAGACAGCUUACUGGAGUCUCUAAGGACCAAAGUUGGUGGAAGUUCUGGUAUCCCAACUUGCAUUUCCUCUGAGGCUAGCCUGAGAAUUAGUGCUGAUGGAAUUGGUGCAAUAAAUGGGCGGUUACAUGUAGGAACCGCAGAGAUCAUAUCUCCUACAGAGCUGAUUGACACAACUGGUGCUGGAGAUGCAUUUAUUGGAGCUGUUCUCUAUGCAAUUUGUGCUGGCAUGCCACCUGAGAAGAUGCUGCCUUUUGCCUCCCAAGUGGCGGCUGCAAAUUGCCGGGCUUUGGGCGCUAGAAGUGGUUUGCCGUCGCGUGCAGAUCCAAGAUUAGCUCCAUUUUGGCUUUAGAUUUUGUGUGUAGUGUUUUCGUGACAUCUGGUUUGCUUUCUGCAGAAGUGGGCUGUAUCGAUUGUUGGCUUAUGAUGCCGAUUUUUUGACAAAUAUUUACCAGCAGAUCCAAAAUCAUGUUUUUGCCGUGUUCCUAAGUAUGAAUCUGUGUUGCACCUAUUCUUUCUCGAUAUUUGAUCUUUGAGGUAUUUAUACUGUUGA